Messenger RNA from Ambispora gerdemannii, 570 nucleotides. Lineage: Eukaryota; Fungi; Glomeromycota; Glomeromycetes; Archaeosporales; Ambisporaceae. The record is from the annotation of a GenBank genome assembly.
AUGAAUCAGGCGACUUCAAAAUCUGUGACAAAAUAUCACGAUCAGACCAAUGCAGAGAUCAGUGCUUCAGCUAAAUCAUUAACCUCUGGCUCGACAAAAUUAUCAGAAACUGAGGAAAGUGAAUCACCUAUACUAUCUCAUUCCAAUGUCCCGAAGCUUUUCCCAUUCAAGAAGACACUAUCAAAAGAGAAACAUAAAGAGUUUAAUGACUCUGAUAGUGCUAAUAAUGCUAAAAAUAUCAAUAUUGAUCCAAACUUGAAUGAUAUUUACGAAAUAACAGAAAAUAAUGAAACAGAUGACAAUACUUCAAUCAUUUUUUUGCCAUCUAGUAUCUCUACAAAUUCAACAAAUCAAAGUAUAACUUCAACUAUUCAAACAAAAGGGAAACAUGAACUGAAAACUAAACCAAAAACCAGUUAUAUAUGGAAUUACUUUAAACAAAUAGCUCCUGAUACUACUGUUUGUCAAGUAUUAGGAUAUGGAAGAAGAUUCACUUAUCACAAAACCACUUCUACUAUGAAGACACAUCUUUCAAGUAUUUUGAAAAACAAAGCUCUACAUUAUUUAUAA